This is a messenger RNA of Anastrepha ludens (Mexican fruit fly), 644 nucleotides long. RefSeq lists its product as uncharacterized. Lineage: Eukaryota; Metazoa; Arthropoda; Insecta; Diptera; Tephritidae. Bases 222 to 644 code for a protein of 140 amino acids. The record is from RefSeq and is a predicted model, not a curated record. Gene Ontology annotation, cellular component: nucleus. The transcript is spliced from 3 exons.
UAUUUGUCGAUUGCACUGUCGAUUGUGCUAUUCACUAACUUAUGUUAACUAACACUGAACAGCUGUUUUCUUCUAUUUAUUCAAACUGAUAGAGAGUGGCAUCUUUGUCAAAUUAAAUGUCAGAAUGAGCGAAUAACAUGAAGAAGAGAAACAAAAAAACAUAGACGCCAAACUGUUAAAUGCAAUUGUGAGUGUUUUUUAACAAUAAUAUAUGUACAAAGAUGACAUCGACAGCUACCAAAAGAAGCCGUGCCACAUCCGAGCAGCUAAAUCGCCUGCUUGACUACCUAAUGGAAGUCCCGGGUCUAGCAGGAUCUAGGUUCCACAGCCUCCAUGGUAAGUACGAGUGCGACAAAAAGUGGAGCGAGCUAGCAGCAAAAUUAAAUAGUCUGGGUGGAGCAGUGAAGACGGUGAAUCAAUGGCAAACGGUAUGGCGGGACUUAAAAAGCCGCACCAGCAUUAAAGCACGGAAUCGGCGAAGGCAACAAGCUUUAACUGGGAACAGGCCAAUCUGCGAGGAGCCCCUAACGGAAUUCGAGAGGCGGGUGUCUGCUCUUAUAGGGGAGGAGUAUAUGAAGGGCCACGAUUCAACCCCUGAAAAUAUUCCACUGGAGGAGGUAAAUUGCAUGAAGUGUAUGUUUUAA